UUUUUUUUUUCAUUCUCCUUUUUAUUUGUCCGUUUUUAAUAGUUUAAUAGAUUAUAUUUUACAAAUGGACAACUUGAUCGAGUUAACCAACAAACUCCAAACUGUAGUUUCCUCGAUUGGUGCCGAUAACACUUUAGAUUUACCUUUGAUUGCAGUUGUAGGUUCACAAUCAUCUGGUAAAUCAUCUGUAUUAGAGACAUUAGUUCAACGUGAUUUCCUGCCUCGUGGAAGUGGUAUAGUCACUCGUCGACCACUUGUUUUACAACUUGUUACUUUACCAUCAUCACAACAACAAGAGUAUGGGGAGUUUUUGCAUGUCAAAGAAAAAAAGUUUUUUGAUUUUGAUGAAAUUCGUCAAGAAAUUGAACGCGAAACCAAUCGUUUAGCUGGAAGUAAUAAAGGGAUAUCACGCAUGCCUAUUCAUUUGCGCAUUUAUUCUCCUAAAGUACUUAAUUUGACUUUGGUCGAUCUUCCUGGUUUAACCAAGAGAGAGGAAAAAAAAAAAGUGAAACUAACCUUGACAAGACAAGUAGAUCCUGAAGGCAAAAGAACAAUUGGUGUAUUGACAAAACUUGAUUUAAUGGAUGCAGGCACAAAUGCUUUAGAUAUUUUGUCAGGCCGAUCUUAUCCCUUAAAAUUAGGAUUUAUAGGCGUAGUAAAUCGAACCUAUUCAGUUGCACUUGAGGCUGAAAAUCAAUUCUUCCAACAACACCCUGCAUAUCGAAGUGUAGCUUCACGUUGUGGUACUCAGUAUCUUAGUAAACAAUUAAAUACGAUUUUACUUUCACAUAUUAAAGAGAAAUUACCUGAACUAAGAACGAAACUAGGUACUUUGAUCAGUCAAACACAAUUAGAACUAAAUCAAUAUGGAGAGCCAUCACGAACGACAGAACCAUUUCAUCGAGGCUCACUUAUUCUUCGACUCUUAACCAAAUUUUCUAAUGAUUUUAUCGCUGCCAUUGAUGGUACAUCUUCAGAAAUGUCCACUAAAGAAUUGUGUGGUGGCGCACGUAUUUAUUAUAUCUUUAAUAAUGUCUUUGGACAGGCAUUAGAUGCGAUACCCGCUUGUUCAAACUUAACCAAUCAUGAUAUUCGUACUGCUAUUCGUAACUCAACAGGUCCUCGUCCUUCAUUAUUUGUACCUGAAUUGGCUUUUGAUCUGUUGGUUAGGCCUCAAAUUAAAUUAUUGGAAACACCUAGUUUGAGAUGUGUAGAAUUAGUUUAUGAAGAACUUAUGAAAGUGUGUCAUAAUUCAGAUACAAAGGAACUAUUGAGAUACCCACGACUUCAUCAAAGACUAAUUGAAGUUGUUUCAGAAUUAUUAAGAGAAAGACUUGGACCCACAUCGAGUUAUAUUGAAAGUUUAAUUGCAAUUGAAAGGGCUUAUAUUAAUACAAAUCAUCCUGAUUUUUUGGGAGCUGCUGGAGCUAUGGCUAAUUUAGAAUCAGAAUCAAAAAAGAAAAAAAAGAUAGAAUCGAAAAGAAAGAAUCACUUAUCAAUGGAUACUAAAUCAGCAACGGUAUUACAUAAUAAUAUGAAUCAUGAUAAUUUGUCAGUUGCAGAUAGUGAGACUGAUUCAGUAAGUAAUAACAAUAAGGAAUCAUUUUUAAAUUAUUUCUUUGGUGGAGCUAGUAAAAAUGAGAGACCAGCGUUAGGAUCACAAGAGAUGAUGGCUAAAGCACAAUAUGCUCCACCGCCUAUGACUGUUAAUACCUUGAUGGAAAGUGAAAUAAUGAAGAAAUUAGAACAGACAUCCUUAAAUGAGGCUCCUUCCCCUAAUUCGGUUACAGAUAGGGAAGAGUUAGAGAUCCAUUUAAUUCGAACGCUGAUUACAAGUUAUUUUAAUAUUGUAAGAAAGAAUAUUCAAGAUUUAGUACCAAAGGCAGUUAUGCAUUUACUUGUGAAUUAUUCAAGAGAGACAGUACAAAAUAGACUUGUAGCAGCACUUUAUAAAGAAGAGAACUUUGAUGAAUUACUACAAGAAGAUGAUGCAAUUGCAACUGAAAGGGAAAAAUGUAAAACAAUGUUAAAUGUCUAUAAGCAGGCAUUUGAAAUAAUUAAAAAUUCCAUGUAACAAUUAUAAACCAGAAUGUUUUUUAUUGUAAAUGUUAUGUUUAUAUUUAAAAGGGCCGCAUGGAAAGUUUUAAUUUAUAUAAAAUGCUUCUGUACCUAUGACAAAAAAAA
Messenger RNA from Cokeromyces recurvatus, 2184 nucleotides. RefSeq names its product Dynamin central region-domain-containing protein. Gene Ontology annotation, cellular component: cytoplasm; mitochondrion; peroxisome. Gene Ontology annotation, molecular function: GTP binding; microtubule binding; GTPase activity. Lineage: Eukaryota; Fungi; Mucoromycota; Mucoromycetes; Mucorales; Mucoraceae. The coding region runs from base 65 to 2074 and encodes 669 amino acids. The record is from RefSeq and is a predicted model, not a curated record. Gene Ontology annotation, biological process: peroxisome fission; mitochondrial fission. The transcript is spliced from 8 exons.